Molecule: messenger RNA, 450 nt
Organism: Priapulus caudatus
Lineage: Eukaryota; Metazoa; Priapulida; Priapulimorpha; Priapulimorphida; Priapulidae
Product: barH-like 2 homeobox protein
Exons: 1
Coding region: 1-450 (149 amino acids)
Source: RefSeq, a predicted model, not a curated record
AUGCUGCCAGCCAGCCCGAUCAGCCUCAGCAGCCUCACAGCGUCACAGAUCACAACUCACAGGCCUCACGAGCCUCACAGCUCAACAGCCUCACAGCCUCACAGACACUCACAGCUCACAGCCUCACAGCCGUCACAGCCGUCACAGCCUUCAGCAGCCUCACAGCCCUCACAGCCUCACAGCCUCAUCAGUCCUUCACAGCCUCCACAGCAUCAACAACCAUCACAGCAUAUCAACAGCCUCACAGGCAUCAACAGGCCUCACAGCCUCACACUCCACAGGCUAAACAGCGUCACCAGAAAUCACAAGGCCUCAGCAGCCUCACAGCCUCACAGCAUCAACAGCCCUACACAGCCUCACCAGCCGCACAGCAUCACAGCACUCAUCAGCAUCAUCAGGCCUGAAACAGCAUUCACAGCCUCCACAGCCUCACACGCCUCACAGGCCUAA